Messenger RNA from Diachasmimorpha longicaudata, 3008 nucleotides. RefSeq names its product atrial natriuretic peptide-converting enzyme. The coding region runs from base 667 to 3000 and encodes 777 amino acids. The record is from RefSeq and is a predicted model, not a curated record. NCBI's taxonomy places the organism in Eukaryota, Metazoa, Arthropoda, Insecta, Hymenoptera, Braconidae. The transcript has 12 exons. Gene Ontology annotation, molecular function: protein binding; serine-type endopeptidase activity. Gene Ontology annotation, biological process: acrosome reaction; proteolysis.
UGAACAAUUCCUGUCUCCUCGACCCACGACACAAUCCCCCACAAAACGUUUUACCUGGAGUUCUCUCCGACGUGCCAUUCGCGUGCUCCGGAGAAAUUGCCCGUCUCUCUCGCCGGUGUUUCGAGCUGGUGAACGCCGCGGCAAUCAGAGUAUUCAUCUGGCCGAGGUGCUGUGCGGUUCGUUCACCACUGCCUUCCUCGUCAUUCGUCGAAUUAAAUUCGAUUCAUCGGGAUUUUUUGAUCAUCCCGGACAGCUCGGGCGUCGGGGUCAACGACAGAGGGACAGAUGUUCCUGGACACCUGUUACAACAAACCCAAUAGUGAAUUACGAUUCAAGUGAAUGAGAAAAAAGAGACGAAAAUUAUUUCGGCGAUUUUUCGGUAUGAAGGUGGGGAUCUGGGGUUCCAGUGCCUCUUGACAGUGUCAGAAGAAAAUAAGUCUCCAUUUUUUUCCGAGAUAUAUUGAGCCUUUUGUCAUUGAUCUGGAACUUCGGUGAUUUAUGAAUUAAUGAAAUUUAUCUGGCGCGUUAUUGUGUAAUUAUAGUGUUUAGUCCGAAAGGUUUUUGAACUCGAUUAGACUCUGAGUUCAUUUGUGAGCGUGAUGGGAGUGAUUUGAUUGUGCAUUCAGAAGUGAAUCAAGUGAUUUUUAAUCGAUACGUAAGCUGAUCAUGACGGUCUCGAUGGAGCACAAGCGGAAAACCUCGUGGGACUCGAAGAUUUCCGUCAGCACCGUGAGCACCAGGAGAUUCAGCCGAGCUGGCACGCCAUCCUCGAUCAUAUCAUCGGACAGCGAUAUUCGAUUUACGAGAAAACUGGGGGGACAGUAUCGCUGCGGAUGCUGUGUUCUCGCUGCUUUUUUGUUGUUCCUGUUGUUCUCGGGGGUGUCUAUAUAUCUCGGAUAUACAUUUCUGGUGUCUGAUCCCCCGAGCGAUCAGGUAUUUCUCGCAACGUUUCGCGUCACCUCUGGUGAUUCAUUCGCGGCUGAUCUCGCUGAUCCCUCGACAGAAGCCUUCAGGAUACGUGUGAGGGAGUAUCGAGAUCGUUUGACUCUUGCAUUCAGACGCAGCAGUCUCCGAUUAUCCUUCAUCGUCUGCGAAAUACUGGCACUCGACGGAGUGGAAGGUAGCGACCUAGUGAUCCACUUUGACGUCCGGUUCGACCCUCGUUAUCAGACGAUAACCGCCGACGACGUGAUGGCGAUAUUGUCACAUGAGAUAAAUCCGGAAACCGCUAAAUACCUCGCUAAUUUGACCAUUGACCCCAAGAGUCUGGAGGUGCAGGAGAGCAUCGCAGCUCUCAAUGCACAGGUGGCAAUGCAGACGACGAUGUCGACAGAUCCUUCCACCACGACUCCAUCGCCUCCAAGAAGUUGUACGAAGCACAUCAUCUCGUACUGCCAACAUCUGCCGUACAAUUCUACUACUUAUCCCAAUAUUUUUGGUCAUCGGGGGGCGAAGGAAGUUGAGGAGGAUCUUAUUGCUUUCAGGGAACUAGUGGACGCCGAAUGCUACCGACUAGCUUACGACUUCAUCUGUCAGGUUCUCCAGCCAAAAUGUAUUAAUGGACAAUGGGAGGCUUCACUCCAAAUGCCUUGUCAAAGCUUCUGCCGAGAGUUUUCGUCGGGAUGUGGAAAUCGGUUACCAGAACGUCUCAGGAAAGCUUUGGAUUGCGGAGGCUUUCCCGAAUACAUCGACGAGGGCAGUUGCAGACCAAAACCAGGAUGCGUAAAGGAUUUACAGAACAAAGCCCUGUCCCCCAGAAUAUGCGACGGGGUUCUGGACUGCGCGGAUUCCUCGGACGAGAAGAAUUGCGCUUAUUGCCCGGAAGGUCACAUUCACUGUGGGAUCGGCAGAUCUUGCAUUCCAGUGAAUAAAAGAUGUGAUGGAAGACCAGAUUGUCCUAAUGGAUACGACGAGAAGGACUGUUUAUCACUGGCCAAAAGUCUGGAGUCCGUGAAAUCCCAGACGAUGGGCACUGUCCUUCCAGCGAGAUAUACUCUCGAGGGCUACGUGGUCUUCAACGAGAAAGGGACAGUAGGAAAACUCUGUACAGAGAAUCUAAAUGUCACUCUGCCCCCCACGGAAAUGGGCACUGUCCUUCAAACAGCAGGUGCUUCGCUCUGCUCUCUCCUCACGUACAGUGGAGUACUUUCCGUGGAAGUGAAGGCCGAUGAUGAAGACAACGUGGAGUAUGUGCAUAUGGAAGACCCGUCGGCGUCGGAGAUUACUUUUGUCAGAGGAGCUUGUCCCAGUAGACAAGUCAUGUAUGCUCGUUGUGGAGCAUUAGAAUGUGGAAUUCAGUCGCUGAGAAGGAAAAAUCCGACAAAAGCUCUGAACAAAAUAUCUGACCCGGGUGAUUGGCCCUGGCACGUGGCUCUGUUCAAGGAAGAAAUCCACGUCUGCGACGCAACUCUCGUUUCUUCUAAUUGGCUCCUGGCCACUGCUUCAUGUUUCCAAGGUCAACCAAGGGCUGAGUGGUCCGCCAGACUCGGCACAGUGAGGCUCUCCAGCACAUCACCAUGGCAGCAGGAGCGGAGGAUCGUUGGAAUGGUAAAGUCACCGGUGGAAGGCAGUACCAUGGUCCUCCUGAAAUUGGAUCGACCCAUCACUGCUUACUCGGACUUUGUGCGACCUGUUUGUCUACCAUCAACUCAAGAACCGGUGCUAAUGAACAGCUCCUACUGCAAUACCCUUGGAUGGGCUAGAAAUCGCGAUCUGUUACAACGAGUCCAAUUAAGACAGACAGCGAUGGAGAAGUGUAAUAAUAUCAGCAUUUCAUCGGUCAACGGUAUCUGCACGGAAGCCGCGUAUUCCACCGAAGACUGCAACGAGGAGGAAUUAGCCGGAAGUCCCAUGCUCUGUCUACAGUCUGAUGGACGACGUUGGGCCCUUACUGGAGUGAGCAGUUGGCGAAUCGCCUGUUCUAAGCCUGGCCAUGAAAGACCACGACUCUAUGACAAUGUUUCUUCGAACAUCGCCUGGAUUAAAUCUACGAUUGAUUGAAAAUAAUU